CGUUUAACCAAAGCAGCCGAUUUAGCCGCUCAAAAAGAACUUUUGCUGGAGAGUCCCGCCCCCGAUACAUGGAAAGAACCUCGUUUAAAAUCAGUCAACCGAGAAUUACAACAAUGGGUUAAGAAAAUUCGUCAACCAGGAGGAACACGAGGAAUAAGUCGCAAUGAAGACGACAGUGAUGAUGAAGGAAAUUUAGCUGUUGGCCCGCUACAACAAUUUAUGGGAAACAUUUCAAAAAUCAGUAAGGCUAUAAAAAGGAAACCAGAACCGGUCACCCCUCAAUCAGUGUUACAAACUCCUGUGGUCAAACAAAGUCCUUCUACGAGUAAAAAACCCAAGUUAACUUUUAAGACCGGAUCCAAGGCAAAGCGGCUGUUACCCAAGACCCCUAAAAAGACUCCUUGCUCUGGAUACAAGACUCCUAAAAAGAAAAAGACUCGUUCCCCUCCUACCAGUGUUUUUGGUACAGCGGAAGAAGAAGGCUUUGCUGUUAAAUCCCCUUUUCAAAAAGCUCAGGAGAGUAUUGAAAAAAAAUUUAAUGAAGCAUCAAAAAGAGCUGCUGAAAGGGCUAAAGAAAGAGCCUUAAAGAAACUCGCAACUGUUCCAGGCUGGAAACCGUUUGGCACACCGGCAAAAAGACGAUUAGAUGGCAAAGACUGGUAA
Porites lobata is the source of this 663-nucleotide messenger RNA. NCBI's taxonomy places the organism in Eukaryota, Metazoa, Cnidaria, Anthozoa, Scleractinia, Poritidae. The record is from the annotation of a GenBank genome assembly.